This is a messenger RNA of Scylla paramamosain (green mud crab), 2673 nucleotides long. It is a transcript of the gene Art7, whose product is annotated as protein arginine N-methyltransferase 7-like. The record is from RefSeq and is a predicted model, not a curated record. Gene Ontology annotation, biological process: peptidyl-arginine methylation. The transcript has 13 exons. The coding region runs from base 5 to 2209 and encodes 734 amino acids. Gene Ontology annotation, molecular function: protein-arginine omega-N monomethyltransferase activity. Lineage: Eukaryota; Metazoa; Arthropoda; Malacostraca; Decapoda; Portunidae.
AAACAUGAGUGUGUUUAGCCAGCAGCUGAACCCCACCACCGGCCGGAGGGAGUGGGGGGUCAUGCCUGAAGACUACGACUACAAACAGGAGGUUGCCCGCUCUGCCUAUGCCGACAUGCUGCACGACGCUGAGAGGAACGACAAGUAUUACGAGGGGGUGCGGCGGGCUGUGGCAACACUGCGGCGGCGUGGUGAGGCGGUGAGGGUGCUGGACAUUGGUACCGGAACUGGCUUGUUGUCAAUGAUGGCGGUGGUGUGCGGCGCUGACUCUGUGACGGCCUGUGAGGCGUUCUACCCGAUGGCCGAGUGUGCGAGGAAGGGUCUGGCUGCAAAUGGGUGUGGGCAGAAGGUCCACCUCAUCCCUAGGCGGUCCACAGAAAUCGAGGUGGGGCCAGGCCGGGACAUGGAGGAGCGGGCAAACCUCCUGGUGGCGGAAGUUUUUGACACAGAAUUGAUCGGGGAGGGUGCCAUUGAUACGUACAGGCAUGCGAGGGAGCAUUUGCUGACUGAGGACGCCCUGCUGGUCCCCUCCGAAGGCACGGUGUACGCACAGGUGGUGACCUCUGAAAUGCUGCAACGCUGGAAUAGGGUGUCUCCUGUGAGGUGGCCUACUGGUGGUGAUGGUGGUGAUGAUGCCGAGGUGCUAGUGGCCAUCCCCCCCAGUGUACAGCAGUGCCCUGGGGCUGCAGCGGUUCACGACCUGCAGCUGUCACAGGUUCCGCGCCACUGGUUCACCCCCCUCUCACCCCCCCUGCCGGUUUUCAAGUUUGACUGGAGUGGAAGGAAGAAAGACCUGCCGUGUGACGAGACGACAAGAAAGAAGUUUAAUUCGCUGAGUGACGGGCAGUGUGACGCAGUGCUGAUGUGGUGGGAUGUGGUGAUGGACAGUGAGGGGGAGGUGUUGCUCAGCUGUGCACCCUUUUGGGCUCAUCCAGACUGUGAGGGCAAGGGCGGGGCGUGCAGUAGUGAAGAUGUCCCCUGGCGCGACCACUGGAUGCAAGCUGUGUACUACCUCCCCUCCCCCUGCUGGGUCUCCGAGGGCGCCCAACUCACGCUGGUGUCCUCCCACGAUGAAUACAGCCUGUGGUUCAAUUUGCAGCGCGUGGAAGGGGAGGAGGUGUGCGAGGACCGACCAGCUUGUCAGUGCGGGAUCCACAUCAUCAACUCUCGGACUCGUUUAGGUCAGCUUAACGACCCGGCCAGGCUUGAAGUGUACCUGAGGGUGCUGCGCCAUCUGGUGACCCCCGACACUGUGCUGCUGGCCCUGGGGGAUGGCUGUGUGAUGGGGGUGGCUGCGGCAAAGAUGGGGGCGCGACAUGUGUACCUGACAGAGGGCAGCGAGGUGGGGCGUCGGGUGAUGGAGGCCUUUAUAGCAACCAACCGCGUGCAGGACAAGGUCACCAUUCUUACCGAGGACAUCAGCGACACAUCCUUGACCCAGCUGGUGGCCCCUGUGACGGCAGUGUUCAGUGAGCCGCACUUUAGCACAUCUUUACUCCCGUGGCACGCGCUGUAUUGCUGGUAUGCCCGGAACACCUGUACACACCUGCUGGGGCCCACACCUGUCCUGGCCCCCUGUCGGCUCACCCUUUGGGCCCUCCCGGUGUGGUACAGGGACCUCUGGAAGAUAAGGGCACCUCUAAAUACCUGUAAUGGCUUCAAGAUGGAUGUUUUUGAUAAGCUGAUCGAGGACGCCUGUAAGGAAGCAGAUGAAAAAGUGGAGCCUCAUCCGCUGUGGGAGUAUCCAGCCACUGCACGAGGCACUCCAGUACCCCUCCUGACCCUUGACCUUUGCCCCCUCACCAUCCCUGACGGCCCCAUCAGCAGCGAGGGGGCCGUCACCCUUCCCCCCCCUGGAGUCGUCAACGGCAUGGCUCUCUGGGCGGACUGGCAGAUGACGGAAGUGGAGGGGGAUGUGGUGACGACAGGACCCACCCAGGAGGUCGUGGUGGGGGACUAUGUGCAGUGGGACAGGUACAGCCGGCAGGGGGUGUACCUCUUCCCUGCCCCCCACACCCUCCACCCAGGCCUCCACCACACCCUCCACCACAGCACCACAUUCCAGCCACAAGACGGAACUAUGAUGUUUGAAUUCCACAUCUCUUCUUCCUCCUCUUCCUCUUCUUCUUCUUCCUCUUCUUCUUCUUCCUCUUCCACACCUGUCACCAAGCCAUAUUCCACACCUGAAGGAUUAACAGGGAAGGAGUGAAUGGGUUUGUGUUUGUUUGUUUGUUUGUUUGUUUGUUUGUUUGUUUGUUUGUUUUGUUUCUCUGCUUUUUUUCUUGUUUUUUUCUUGUUUUUUUUGUUCUUCUUCUUCUUCUUCUUCUUCUUCUUCUUCUUCUUCUUCUUCUUCUUCUUCUUCUUCUUCUUCUUCUUCUCGUUUCUGUUAUUUCUGUUAUCUCUCUCUCUCUCUCUCUCUCUCUCUCUCUCUCUCUCUCUCUCUCUCUCUCUCUCUCUCUCUCUCUCUCUCUCUCUCUCUCUCUCUCUCUCUCUCUCUCUCUCACCAGUAGAAAAAUAAACAAAUAGAAAAUAAUAAUAAUAGUCAUAAUAUUUAAAACUGCUUGGCUUUUUUAAAUACAUCGUAACACACACACACACACACACACACACACACACACACACACACACACACACACACACACACACACACACACACACACACACACACACACA